Messenger RNA from Aphanomyces astaci, 425 nucleotides. RefSeq lists its product as hypothetical. The record is from RefSeq and is a predicted model, not a curated record. The coding region runs from base 31 to 396 and encodes 121 amino acids. NCBI's taxonomy places the organism in Eukaryota, Oomycota, Saprolegniomycetes, Saprolegniales, Verrucalvaceae. The transcript has a single exon.
GCGUUUUCAGUUCGAAGUACAAAACUGCAAAUGGACGCAGACCUUGUCGGGGCGUGGGUAAGCACAGAAGCGUUCGGCAACACCUCGCUCGAUUGGAGCGAGGAUGUCAAGGCAGGAAAGGCUGUGCUGUAUCUGACGUUCACAGAGGAAGGCAGCGUGCAGUUUGACGUCCAAGGGCCGAGGACGUAUGCGCAUGUGCUGCCGGCCGAGACGUUGCACUGCACUGCGAAGGACGGACUGAUCUCCAUACCUGGCGAUGCCUCGGGGCUAGCGUGGAACUAUCGAAUUGAAGACACCGAUGCUCUUCAAUUGCGACUGGUUGGGGCGAAGCGGUUUGCACGGUGUAAAGGUGUCGAUACCAUCUACUUAACACGACGACAACACAGCUACGACUAACGUUAGUAUUUUUGCAAUGUACAACCAUA